GGAUGACUGAAGCUAUCACCUUGCUAAUCCUUGCUGUCCAAACUGGCCUCAUUGAGCUGCAGGAGUUUGUGGAAGCACUUCCGUGCAGUUUCUCUCUGUCUCUUCCUGCUGAUCUUUCCAGCGUACAUGGCUUAUAUGAUCUGCCAGUUCUUCCACAUGGACUUCUGGCUUCUCAUCAUCAUCUCCUCCUCAAUCCUCACCUCUCUCCAGGUUGCGGUGUGCGUGAUGUGCUAUGGUGUAUCAGAGACUGUAUUUGGCGAGUGGAGUGUGAUGGGAAGCACCAUCAUCUUGGUCCACUCGUACUAUAACGUCUGGCUCAGAGCCCAGCUGGGCUGGCAGAGCUUCCUGCUCAGGAGAGAUGCUGUACACAAGAUAAAAAGCCUCCCUACAGCUAGCAAUACACAGCUGGAGCAGUAUAAUGACAUCUGUGCUAUCUGCUUCCAGGACAUGACCAGUGCUGUGUUCACUCCGUGCAGUCAUUUCUUCCACGCUGGCUGUCUGAUGCCCUCUCUGUCGUUCACAACAAGAGCCAAUCACCAACUAACCGUGGAGCUACCCGAGGUACACCUGCAGCCAAUCAGAACCCUGCAGGACAGGAAGAAGGCACUCUACUGGAUGACAGGAAAGAGGGAGCGUCAGUAA
Messenger RNA from Oreochromis niloticus (Nile tilapia), 642 nucleotides. RefSeq names its product RING finger protein 145-like. Gene Ontology annotation, biological process: proteasome-mediated ubiquitin-dependent protein catabolic process; ERAD pathway. Gene Ontology annotation, cellular component: endomembrane system. Gene Ontology annotation, molecular function: ubiquitin protein ligase activity. The transcript has 4 exons. The record is from RefSeq and is a predicted model, not a curated record. The coding region runs from base 127 to 642 and encodes 171 amino acids. Lineage: Eukaryota; Metazoa; Chordata; Actinopteri; Cichliformes; Cichlidae.